Molecule: messenger RNA, 3284 nt
Organism: Panicum virgatum (switchgrass)
Lineage: Eukaryota; Viridiplantae; Streptophyta; Magnoliopsida; Poales; Poaceae
Product: wall-associated receptor kinase 1-like
Exons: 4
Coding region: 249-3263 (1004 amino acids)
Biological process (GO): protein phosphorylation; cell surface receptor signaling pathway
Cellular component (GO): plasma membrane
Molecular function (GO): calcium ion binding; protein serine/threonine kinase activity; ATP binding
Source: RefSeq, a predicted model, not a curated record
CAUCUUUCUGUGUAGAGAGCAGACAAGUACUGGAGUGUUCAAAUUUCGCAUUAGCCAAAAUCUCUGAAAGAUUUUCAGAUCAAGAUUUAAAAAGUUAGAGAAAACAAGGACGCUUGCAGAAUUCUAAGUAAUCUACAUUCAUCUCAUUUGGCCAUGGCUUUGUCACUUAUCAGCAAUCAGCGUCGACCAAUAAGUCCGCAACGCUGCUUGGCCAGUCUUUUGGGCCCCAGCGACGACCGUAACGUCCAAUGGGACUAGAGCCCCAUGGAAUUUCGUUUCAUGUGCUCCUUCCAUUAACACAAACGCUCUGCAGCUUGUGCAGUCUCAGCUCAGGACAGCAUCAGUAUAUAUAUAAGUGUAGUCGGCACACAACACCAUGGUGCCGCGCCUCUCAAUUUACUUCCAUCGAUCCCCAACCACAUACACAAACACACGAGCUCACAGAUCACCCGGCCCAUACAACGAUGGUGCCCUCCAUCGGAGUUCUGGUUCGCAUCUGUGCUGUGCUCGUCUGCUUGGUCGCUGUGCCACGAGCGCCGGCCGUGGUCCAUGGAGCCACCGCAAGCGGGCUGCUGCGAAUCCCUUCCAACGCCUCCCUGGCGCUGGCGCACUGCCCCUCCCGCUGCGGGGACGUCAAAAUCUCCUACCCUUUCGGGAUAGGACGGGGCUGCUUCCGGCGAGGCUUCGAGCUCACCUGCGACAACACAACUAGCCCUCCCAGGCUCUUAUUAGGAAACAGCACCAUUCAGAUGACUGCUAUAUCUAGAUAUUAUGGCGGCAAUACAGCCUGGGCUUCUCCUUUUGGUUUCAACAUCACCAUGAACCGAGGUAUGGACACCUACAUUAAGACAUGGGAGACCCCUGCUAAGGGUGUCAUGCUCCAUGAAGACAACUCUUUGUACGUUGUGGGCUGCAAUGUUGACGUCUAUCUAUUUAGAGAUAAUACCACCCAUCUCAUCGGUGCUUGCACAAGUACUUGCGCAUACAGCAGAGAGACCAUGAAGCAUUCAGGUGUGGAGGGCUGCCAAGGGAAUAAUGGCUGCUGCAGCAUCUGGGUAUUGCAACAGCCCCUACAUUCCUUUUGGCUCAAACUUGUUCGCCAUGAUGGGGCCGCAGUAGCAGAGACAGAUGGAGUGCUCCCUACUGUUAAGUUUAUUCUAUCAGAGAAUUAUAAAUUCCAAAUAAGUGAUCUUUACUCGAACUGGAUAAAUUCCAGUAAUGUGGAAGAUGUAUGGCUCCGGACUGUCAUCACGGAUCAACCAAGCUGUGAGAGUGGCCGACUGAACAAGGACAGCUAUGCGUGUAACAAUGGAAGCAACUGCGAGGAUCUAGCAUAUGGCGGCUACAGUUGCGUCUGCCCUAGGCAUGGCAACCCUUACCUUGCAAAUGGCUGCAUGAUGGAAGCAGCUUAUAAUCCAAGGCCCAGAGGGACCUGCACGAGAUCAUGUGGAAACAUCACCAUUCCGUUCCCUUUUGGAAUUGAAGAAGGUUGUUUCGCAAACGAGAUCUUUCGACUCAACCAGACAUCAAGUAAUGUCAUUAUUCUUGACCGUCCUCCGUAUGCACAAUACCGUGUGACUGAUAUAUCACUUGAUGGGUUUCUGGCUGUUAGCAACAUGCUAAAUGACACGGGCUCCAACAACAUGGAAAGGAUAAUCGACACUACCGACACAGGAAAUUAUAUUAUGGAUCUCACGGAUGAUAUUUUUGAUUUCUCUCAGGAAGAUGAAAUAAAAAUAAAAUGGGUUGUUGCAAACUUGACUUGUGAACAAGCUAGGCUAAGCGACGCUACAUAUGCGUGCGUCAGUAAGAACAGUUACUGCCUAGAUGUCAAACGAGGGAAAACAUUUGAUGGUUAUCUCUGCAAGUGUUCCGAUGGCUUCCAAGGAAAUCCGUACCUGCAAAACAAUUGUACAGACAUUGAUGAGUGCGCUAUUCCAAAUAAAUGCAAUGGAACAUGCCACAAUUUUGAGGGAGGCUUCAAUUGUACAAGGUGCUCCCAUGGAAAGGUUUAUGAUCCAACAAAACAUAAAUGUGUCAUGUCAGCUAAGCAGCAUAAUCUAAUUCUUGGUAUAGCGAUUGGGCUUGCUUGUGGCCUUGGUUCCAUAAGUCUUGCACUAAGUGCGAUUGUACUCACCCGUAAGUGGAAGAAAGGCAUCCAAAGGAGAAUCCGAAGAGAAUACUUCAAGAAAAAUCAAGGCCUACUUUUGGAGCAAUUAAUCUCGAAUGAAAACACUACGAACAAAACAAAGAUCUUCUCCUUGGAGGAACUAGAGGAGGCAACGAACAACUUUGAUGCUACUCGUGUCCUUGGUUGUGGAGGACAUGGCACAGUGUAUAAAGGGAUUCUAUCAGAUCAGCGUGUGGUGGCUAUAAAAAAAUCCAAAAUAGUGGAGCAAACAGAGAUAGACCAGUUUAUCAAUGAGGUCGCUAUUUUGUCUCAAAUCAUACACCGCAAUGUGGUGAAACUUUUUGGUUGUUGUCUAGAAGAUGAGGUGCCAUUGCUAGUCUAUGAAUUCAUAUCAAAUGGCACACUAUAUGACCUUCUUCACACAGAUACUACAACAAAAUGCUUGUUAUCAUGGGAUGACCGUAUAAGAAUCGCAAUGGAAGCAGCAGGGGCACUUGCUUAUCUACACUCGGCUGCUGCAAUACCAAUUUUCCAUAGAGAUGUGAAGUCUUCCAAUAUACUCUUGGAUGACAACUUCACUGCAAAGGUUUCGGACUUUGGUGCUUCAAGGUCUCUUUCAAUUGAUGAAACUCAUGUGGUUACUAUUGUGCGAGGAACAUUCGGUUACUUGGAUCCAGAGUAUUAUCAUACCGGUGAACUAACUGAGAAGAGUGACGUAUACAGUUUUGGAGUGAUACUUGUGGAGCUUUUGACAAGGAAAAAGCCAAUUUUUAUCAACAAUUUAGGGGUGAAAGAAAGCUUGUCUCAUUUCUUCAUUGAAGGGCUUCAAGAAGGGGCUCUUAUGGAAAUAAUGGAUUCACCUAUCAUCGAUGAAGCAGAUCAAGAAGAGAUUAAUGAUAUUGCCUCACUUGCUGAAGCAUGCUUAAGGUCCAAAGGAGGACAAAGGCCAACUAUGAAAGAAGUAGAGAUGAGGUUGCAGUUCCUGAGAACUAAAAUGCUGAGAAAAGCACAGAAUUCUGGGAAUCUGCAUGCACGUACCAUUGCUGUCAAUGCUGCUCACAUGGCAUCUCAUGGGGUACCCGGGUACAGUUUGGAGCCUGAAUUUGAGUCCUCGAUCUACUUGCCACGCUAAUUAUAUAUAUAUAUAUAUAUA